Metarhizium robertsii ARSEF 23 is the source of this 357-nucleotide messenger RNA. RefSeq lists its product as uncharacterized. NCBI's taxonomy places the organism in Eukaryota, Fungi, Ascomycota, Sordariomycetes, Hypocreales, Clavicipitaceae. The record is from RefSeq and is a predicted model, not a curated record. The transcript is spliced from 2 exons. The coding region runs from base 1 to 357 and encodes 118 amino acids.
AUGGACGAUACUGACAGACGCUUUCAGAUGUUUUAUAUUCGGAAUUGGUGUCCCGGUCGCAGUGUGUUGGAAGACACAAACCCGUGGCUAAAGGAUUUCGCCCCCAUGCACCAGAGCCUUGGCGUCCGAUCGGCCAUCCAGACUCUAGCUGGUAUUUAUACCUACGACUAUUUGCCCCUAGAUUCCAUUCGCGACAGAGUCAAUCAGCGGUUCUCUGAAGCCGAGCAGCGGCUUUCUCCGCUGCUCAACGACUCAACCACCGCGCAGAAUGAAGCGCAAGCCAAUGAAUCCAUUACCAUUGUCGACAUACUCUCUAUGCAGGAUGUAUUUUGGAACCGUGUGAAUUCGCUUGCUUAG